Molecule: messenger RNA, 784 nt
Organism: Dermatophagoides farinae (American house dust mite)
Lineage: Eukaryota; Metazoa; Arthropoda; Arachnida; Sarcoptiformes; Pyroglyphidae
Source: RefSeq, a predicted model, not a curated record
AUGAUUGCUAAUUGUUUGUCGUCGUUGUUGUUGUUUUCAUUAUUUCAGUUCUUUUUUUUAGAUUAUAUUUUUCAUCACAUUCAUUUCAUGGAUAAUCAAUUAGAUUCCGGUUCAUCAUCGAAUUUUAAACAUAUUUCUUUGAUACCUAAUUAUCGUGCCUUACAAAUUUUACAAGAACAAUCAUCAAAAAUCGAUAAAAUCCUAUCAUCAACGGAUUGUGAUCGAAUAUUGCACAACAUUGCCAAAGAAUCGACAUUUGGACAAUUUCGAAAUUCCCUUAAAGAUGUUGACAAACACAUUAAACUAAAUUCUUCUGAUGCAAUCAAAAAUUUAAAUCACGAACGAUCCAAAUGUUUAGCCAAUGAAUUGAAGCAGAAUUUUUCGUUAACACCCACCGAAAUCGUUAUGGUUCUGAAUGAAAUGCCCAAAGAUGUAUCAUUUAUUGAAUUAAUGUUUCCGGGAAAAUUUAGCAAAGAACAAUCUCUUCUCUUGUUCACAUUGAUCGAUCAAUUUCGUCAUUUUGAUGACACUUCAAACGAUAAUAAUGGCCAAGGCCAGAAUGAAAAGCAAGAACCAAAUAUUUCAUAGUGAUUGUUGCAAAAAUGUUGUUGUUUGGCAAUGACACUGUUUUCGAUUACAUUUGUAUUAUCAAUAUUAUUUUUUCUCCGAAUCUAAUUCAAUGAUGUUGAUUGAUUAAUAUUGUUUUUCUUUAUUUGCUGAUAAUCACCUGUAGCAAUAAGUCAAGUGUUCUAAUAAAAGAAAUCUUAAGACAAUAUAGCUAUAU